AUUUACGUUUGCUCAUUUGACAGGUGCAUAAUAUAGACCGCACAUGGUUCUAUAUACUGUACCCAUAUGCAUAGUAUAGUAAAAACAAUAAGUCUUUUGGUAUUAGUAAUUUCUCUUGCUAAUCAGUGGGAGUGGGAGAGUCUCCCACUGGGAGAGACAGCUUAUCUAUACAUAACAACUCCAUGCAUAAUAUGCUCGAGCUCUUUUAGUCAUAGUCAGCCAAGAAGAUACGUCAGCUGGACAACGUUACAGCGCGCGGUUGUAUCAAUUUCGUAUAUACUUAGAUACAUUUUUGUUUUCUCUCUAUCCUUUCCACGUCACUUGCUCCUCUUAAUAUCGCCUCUCUCACAAAACACCUUUCGCACUGGUGCGUCAAAACACAAAAAAAAAAAAAAAAAAGCCCGAGUGCCAGGACUCCCAGGACAUGCUGCUGGUGGACAUGCUGUUGUUAUGUUGAAGGAGUUUCGGCAGCUGUUGUUGUUGACGAGGCGUUGGCGAUACAAGGGUGAUCUAGGAGGAAAAAAAACAUGGUUUCGAUCGUCAAAAAUCAGCUGCUCAAGCAUUUGUCCAGAUUUACCAAGAACUUGUCGGCAGAUAAAAUCAACUUGAGUACAUUCAAGGGAGAAGGAGAGCUAACAAACUUAGAGCUCAAUGAAAUUGUCCUAACUGAUUUAUUGGAAUUGCCGUCAUGGCUGAGGCUGACAAGUGCAUGGUGCAACAAAGUUACCUUUCGAAUUCCGUGGACCAAGUUAAAAAACGUUCCUAUAUUUUUGAAAUUGGAUGAAGUGAGAAUUGAAAUAGAAACUUGUGAAGACUUGAGAGAUGUAUCUUCUCCUCAAGGUUCAUCAUCAAAUGCAGGUCCUACAAAGUACUCCUACAUCCACAGAAUAAUUGACGGAAUAACUAUCGAUGUUAACUUUGUUUGUGUAUUGUUUAAAAGUCCAGCAUUCAUUGCUGAAGUCAAGAUUUCUAGAAUAUUAGUAGAAUCAAAGUCUCCAACGUGGCAAAGGUGUGACUUGAGAACAACAAGAGUAAAAGAUCCAGACAGGGGCCAACUCUUAAUAUUUAAAGAAUUGGAAUGGCAAACCUUAAGAAUUGAAGCACAAAGUACUAAAGAUAAGAACCUUACACCCCUUCUUCUUCUCACAAACCAAGCACGAUGCAGAGUUACUAUUAAAAAACGUUUAUCCGAUUGUUUUGUAAUGGGGUCACGACUGGUUAUUAUUCUUGAUGAUCUCAUUUGGGUCUUAACUGACUCUCAAUUAAAGGCAGCUUUGCACUUUAUUGAUUCUCUUGCUGGAUUGAUAGAAAAGGCAACUGUUUUGGAAAGGAAAACAAAAGCAGCAAGGAAAUUAGAGUUACUCCCAGAAUAUCAAGCACAAGUAUCUCAGCAGACGAGAACGAAAAAUCAAAACAACACUGCCAUUGCAAAAAUAUUCAGUAGAUAUGACUUUGUCGAGACAUCUUAUCAUUUUCUAUCUCAGAGAAUAGACUUGCAUCUCUGUGAUGACACGGAGUGCAGAUCCCUCCAUCCUGAACUAAAAGAAGGUGGCGCAGUGCGAAUCUUGCUGGUCAAAUUUCAAGUUGACUACUAUCCAUAUCAUUUAGCUUUGGCCGAUCGAAAGCACUGGGCCCUCUACAAAGAAAGCGGCACCCCGCACAGUCAGUGGCUGCAGCAGUCUCUGAAUUCUUUCCGUGGCCAAUUCAUGGAUCUCAUCGAUGCCGGCCGUACGCAACAGUCUCCGCUAAACAAGACUCACAGCAACGGUUCUGAAAACGACAAAGAAGCGGAGAAUCGCGAAAAAGCGUUAAACAAUCAAAAUCAGAACGUAAAUGCUCAGGAGCAUAAGAGGGUAUCCCAGCAACCUAGCGGGAAUCCUGUUAAAAAUUACGUAUUAGAGCAACUUGCAAAACUGAUGACGACGUGUAUCAUUAUCAGAAUAGAAGAUUUCACGUUGUACAGGGUGUCAACGUCAUCAAAAAAGGCUCUGCCCAAGGAAUUCAUAUCAGCUCAAACGAGGAAGAAACACGGUCCAGGUGACCAAGGCAAGUUUCCUUUGCCAGAAGACGUCAACAUCAUUCACGCUGAGUUUACUUACUACUAUUAUCCUGGCGAUUUGAAUUUUCCACUGCCACCGCCAAAAUUUUACGUGCAAGUGAAGCCUAUUCAAAUAAACUUUGACGUUUGUUCCUGCCUUUGGUUUAACUCGUUCUUUCUUAAUUUGUAUCACUCGCUUUUAAAUAACAGUAACGGUAUGACACACCCUUCUUCAGACUUGAUGUACUUUGAUGUAAAAAUCGAAGCAAUAUUACCGCGAAUAAUAUUCGAGAGCCAGCAAGACUAUCCCAGUCAAAAAGACAGGCCAAAAUCGUUACACGUGCAAACGUCGAGAGCGAUCAUAACGAACGUCAGGUCGACCGAGCGCUCGUCAAGAGCCGACUUGGCCCAAUGCCUCAACGCCUUUCAAAUGGGUCAGAUGUUCUUCGGGGUCGAUUUUCCCAACAAAUCAAAGGACUUUCACGUGGUCACCGAUAAACUUCUCCAGCACUGCGCCGGCACCGAUGGCAUCAGAUCGAUACCGGCGAACUUUUCGAGCAAUUCCGUCAACGAGAUGAUCGGCCAGCUGAGCCGAGGAUUGCUCUGGACCGAAGCGAAGGACGUGUGGUGCUGCAAUCUCGACCCCGUCUGGGGUGACUUUUUCGGCGCUCGAGCCGUCGGUCAGAAUCGUCCGGUGCCCUUUCUCGACGCCUUUCCGCUGACCCUCUGGCUACACAUGAGCGACGCGCCGCCGGAAUCGUCAAAGGGCGCCGACAUACACGGCCUGGCGUACAUCAGUAACUUGAUUAGCGUGCAAAUCAAUCACUAUCAGUACCUUUUUCUACUUAGGAUGUCCGAAACGAUAUCCGAGCUGGCCACGUACUUGUCCAUCGACUCCAACAGAAUCUUGAAAGUCGACAACGGUGGUUCGAUGGUGAUCGGAGCACUGGCUCCGCAGGUCGAGGUGACCUUCAUAAUGCCAUCGCAGACACCGGGCAAGGAAAAUUCCGGGGGCGAUCUCGAAUCCGUAGUGCCCGACACAUCGAGCAUCAUCGACGAAAUCGGGGGUGGGAGUGUUUGGCAGAACGCUGCUUCGGCCAGGGUGGAUUACAGCACGAAGCGUAUGAACACGAGUAACGACGUCGACACGCCGCAGAGCGAGAUCUCGUCGAUGCUGUCGAUGGACUUUGCCGGGCACAACGUUAACGCAGUCACCUCCCAGACGACUGUAGUCACGUUCAAACAGCACAACGGCUCGGAAAGUAGGGUCGAGCAAAAAGCAACGGCGGCGGCGUCGAACGAGCGGCACUCGUGGGUGAGGAGCAACGUGUCCGAGGAGAAGCCCAAAUUGACGAAAAUGGACUCGGUUACCGGCAUCAUCCCCAACAAUUUCAACGUCAAUCUGUCGUCCAUGAAAAAAGGCUUUAGUAAUUUCAUGACGUCGCUCGACUCGGCGCUCAAGCCGUCGCCCGAUGACGGCAGCGACACCAUAUCCAUGCAGAGCGACGUUAGUUCCGACAGCGAAAAUUAUAUUGUCGUUUCGCUCGAAGAUCAGGAAAAAAUGGACGCGGCUUUCAACGUAGACACCUCGAUCAAAAUAGCAGUCGUCGAGGAGGCGAGUGAGGUCAUGGAGGAGACGUUGGACACGCAGAGCGAAAAAUCGAUGGACAGCGCGUGUAAAAGGAAGGAUUUGGUGUCCAUGACAACGUUCAAGCUCUCGAAAGUGGAAAUCAUCCAGCAAUCGUCCGGCUUUUCUUCGGCAAUCAAGGUCCAAGUCUGCAACGUGGCUAACGAGGAGUGCUCUUCCAUACCGUGGGAUGAGUUCCAGUUCUUAAGAUCCAAUGAAUAUUGCUGGGAAACAGCGACUUGUAUCGAGGAAUUAAUUCUUGACAAGUUGAAAACCACGACGGAGAGCCGGAGCGCCCAAGACGCGAAGGAAGCGACCUCGCUGAAGGAGGAGAACGAGAAGCUGGCCUCGGAAAACGACGGGCUGCGGCGCCGGCUGGUCAUGCUGGAGCGCUUGCUCGACGAGAACACGCACUACCGUCGCGCGGAGCAAGAGUUGCGCUCGUGCCUCGACACGGCCAGGCAGGACAUAAACGAGCUGCUCAAGGAGAAGAGGGGCCUGCAGGAGUCCCUGGUCGACCUCCAGAGCCAACUGCCCGGCUCCUUCGGCGCGAGUAGCCGGAGCUCGGUGUGGUCCAACAAGAGAUAG
This is a messenger RNA of Copidosoma floridanum, 4253 nucleotides long. RefSeq names its product bridge-like lipid transfer protein family member 3B. The record is from RefSeq and is a predicted model, not a curated record. NCBI's taxonomy places the organism in Eukaryota, Metazoa, Arthropoda, Insecta, Hymenoptera, Encyrtidae.